Molecule: messenger RNA, 2875 nt
Organism: Spinacia oleracea (spinach)
Lineage: Eukaryota; Viridiplantae; Streptophyta; Magnoliopsida; Caryophyllales; Amaranthaceae
Exons: 5
Coding region: 816-2684 (622 amino acids)
Cellular component (GO): membrane
Molecular function (GO): protein binding
Source: RefSeq, a predicted model, not a curated record
AGUUUGGUAUCAUAGAAUCGCGAAUCUCGUUUAUGCGAGUCUCAUUUUUGUGCCCGUAACAUGUGACUUAUUUAUAAAGGUCAUUAUUUGACCUUCGUUUUUACAUUCUCAUUUUCAAGUGUUUGAUACUUAUUUUUAUGAGUUAACAGUCUGAGUUUCAUUUUGUAAUAAUCUGAUUUUUAUAAGGGUUACAACUUAAGUUUUUUGAGUUUUAUUUUCUAAAACUUGAAUCCUAUUUUUUUAUUUGGUGUUAUCACCCGGUCACCCUUAUGGCUAAUCCGGAUUUGGGGCGAGUUCCGGGUGAAUAGGUUCCAGUUCCAUCUCAAUUGUUGUUGCGGGGAUCAAACACGCAGUCUGUCCUAUCAAGUUCAACCCCAAUCACCAAUGAACCAACAAGCAAUUGGUUGGAAUUCUGUCACCAGAAACUCAUUUUAUGAGUGCCAGUUUUGAACAAGCGAAUCUCAUUUUCAAAAGAUCCUUAACUUGCAAAUUGUAUAGCUAUACGGCUUAUACGCAUUAUAGUAUGAUACCUAACCCCUUGUCCUGUCUCCUCCCUCGCAGAUCGAUCCCACGUUAACUUUCUUUUUAAAUACUAAAUAAUUAAUCUAAAGACUAAUAAGUCUUCUAUUAGCAUUUUGUUAAUGACGACAAAGGUCCCAUUAUAAUAUUCCAUCACUACUUUAACUAAAAUGAUCAUAUAGUUAGGCUGCAGCUUGAUCACUACUAGCUCAGUACUCAGUAGGCAGUAGCUGAGUGGAGUUAUGCUAAAUCAGAUACACUUAUACUGCCAAAAGUAGCAAAGUUCAUCCAAGAAGAUGAUUGCUGGAGACCCGAUUGCGUCUGCAGGUAAAGCACUUCGGAGACAUCACGACAAUGGCCAACCUUCUGUUACUAAUGAUGCGGUCACUCUUUCCAUUCCUCCACAACUUAAUGAAACAAGAGAUGAUUUCUUGAGACAUGGAGUGCCUCUCUACCAAGCUGCUCUUGAAGGUGACUGGGAAACUGCAGACAAGAUAUUUAAGGAUGUUCCUAACUGGGUAACAGCACCAAUCACAAAGAGAAACGACACAACUCUUCACGUUGCAGUAGCAGCCAUGGACCUUGAAUUUGUAACAAACCUGGUGAACCUAAUGGUUACAGUAGGUGAUCGUCUAGAAUCAAAAACCACCCUUGGAAAUACGGCCUUUUGCAUUGCAGCAUCAUCCGGAAAUGUGGAUAUUGCAAAAGUAAUGGUGGAGAAAAAUAUAGCACUUCCAGAUAUUAAAGGCAGUAAAAAUAUGACACCUCUUCAUAUGGCUAUCCUGCUUGGCCACAGAGAUAUGGUAAACUACCUCAUCAAUGUAACAAAUGAUAACCUGUUGAAAGAUCAUGAUCGCAUAGAGUUGCUUACCAGCGCCAUAGAGGCUCAUCUUUAUGAUGUAGCGCUUCAUUUUAUAGACAAGCAUCCCAAUUUGGCUCUUCAUCGGAAUUUGAAUGAUGAGACUGUGCUGCACACCCUUGCCCAAAGGCAUUUACAGAACCAUACUAGCAAGCAAAGCAUAUGGGACAGAUUAAUGAUACGAUGCACUAACAAAGGAAAGGAUCAAGGAGAGCAGCAGCUGGAACUUGCACUUCAAGUGACUCAGAAAGCUUGGAAUGAAGUCAUCAAACAAGAUGAAACUCAGAUUUCAGAACUGAUUGGAUAUCCAUCACGACUGUUGUUUGUUGCCGCAGAAAUGGGGAAUGUUGAGUUCCUAAUCACACUAAUCCUUUCAUAUCCUGAUGUGAUAUGGAAAGUUGAUGAAAAAAAUAGAAGUAUAUUUCAUAUUGCUAUUGAAUGUCGACAUGAGGAGAUUUUCAAGCUCAUACACGAGGUUGGAGCCAUCAAAGAUUUGAUUGCUUCUUACACAGAUAAGGAACAAAAUAACAUGCUGCAUUUAGCUGCAAAGAUUGCGCCUCCUGAUAGACUCAAUUGUGUUUCUGGCGCAGCUUUACAAAUGCAACGAGAGCUCUUAUGGUUUGAGGCUGUGAAAGAUGUAGUCCAACCCCAUUAUGCUGUGGCUAAAAAUAUAUCAAAAGAGACCCCUCAAAAUGCAAGAGAAUCUGGAAAGACACCCCACGCUUUAUUCACAGAAGAGCACAAGGACUUACGAUUACAAGGGGAGGAAUGGAUGAAGAAAACAGCAGAAUCAUGUACUUUAGUGGCUACACUCAUUACAACCGUAGUUUUCACAGCAGCUUUUACCUUACCUGGUGGUAACGAUGACAAGACUGGCUCUCCAAUUCUACUAAAGAAACUUUCUUUCAAGGUGUUUGCAAUAUCUAAUGCAGUUUCAUUGUUUGCUUCUGCAACUUCCAUAUUAAUGUUUCUGUCAAUACUGACAUCACGAUAUGCAGAAACAGACUUUCUUAAGGUACUGCCUUUCAAACUCAUGGUUGGCUUAACUUCUUUAUUUGUCUCCAUUGCGAGUAUGAUGGUUGCUUUCACUGCUACAUUCUUCAUCACCUUUGAACUAGAUUCAAUAUGGAUUCCAGGACCUAUUGCUCUACUAGCAGCUAUCCCAGUUUUGCUAUUUGGUUUCCAACAAUUUCCUCUUCUGUGGGAUAUAUAUUGUUCAACAUAUCGAUCUUGGACUUUGUUUCGUCCAAGUGAUAAACAAAAGCUUUGCUGGAAAACUAAAAGGCCAAAAAGAAAAUUGAGUUAGAAGGAAGUAUCAUGUUAUUUCACUGGGAGAAGAGUGUAUAAUAACUGUAUUGUGUCUUUUCCUGCCACUUCUUUGAAUUUUCGUUUAGAAUCUCUGUAAUUGCUGUCCUUUUUGUAAACAAGAUAGGGAUACUCUGCUUUAUUACUCUUGUCCGUUCCAAGAACAGCAUUUGCAAAUUGAUUCUUUACAAA